Notolabrus celidotus (New Zealand spotty) is the source of this 5936-nucleotide messenger RNA. It is a transcript of the gene adgra2, whose product is annotated as adhesion G protein-coupled receptor A2. The record is from RefSeq and is a predicted model, not a curated record. The transcript has 19 exons. Gene Ontology annotation, molecular function: protein binding; G protein-coupled receptor activity. Gene Ontology annotation, cellular component: Wnt signalosome; plasma membrane. Gene Ontology annotation, biological process: G protein-coupled receptor signaling pathway; cell surface receptor signaling pathway; central nervous system development. Bases 815 to 4975 code for a protein of 1386 amino acids. Lineage: Eukaryota; Metazoa; Chordata; Actinopteri; Labriformes; Labridae.
GUGGGGUUCCUCCCUGGUUCCAAUGUAAAACCUCCUCUCUGUCUCUCAGUCCAAGCUGAAUGCGCUAGGACCGCGGGGACCAGUGCGCAGGCGCAGACGGAACAGGCGCACUUGGGGUUGCAACUAAGUGAGUUUGAGUGUGACAGAGGCAGGCAGGCAAAAACCGCUAGAUUUUGGGAAUUACACAGGAGCCGAUGUAGAUCAGCACAAGUCUUGUCCGAACCUUUCAUCUCAGUUUGAAUGUGUUGGAGGUUUCGUUUCAGAGCGAUCAUCAGGGACCUUCAAGAUCCGGGAAAAGCGCGGAGGAAAACUUUAAUGAGAGUAGCGGCACAACUGAGAAAAGUUUGAGAAAAUCUUUUUUUUUUUAACUUUUUCUAAGAAAAAGUGACAGCGAGCCUCUGGCUGUGACUCCUUGGUGUCCCACUAACCUCUGGAUUAACUCUUGGAGAGGAAGAUAGCGGUAAUCUGGACACUCCCAAGUGUCCUUAAAGUGAUGUAAACCUCUCGAGGUAAUUAAUGAGAACACCAGCUUUUUAAGAGAGAAAGUUGCGCAUGUGUGGAGGUGUGUAAGGCGUCUGGAUGGACUUACUCUUCCUUUGACUUCAUAUGGACCAGAAUGAGCUGUGCGCCCGGGCUGCCAUGACAUGACGGGACAGUGCUGGAAAAUCAGGACUGUUGAUUUUUUCUAAAAUGAGCGAAUGAGCGGAGGACCCUCAACUUUUAAGUAUUCGUUCAAGAAAAUACAGUAAGAUAACCCCUCAUCUUCUCGACCCCCUCACCCUCCUCAUUGAAAGCUUCAUGUUGGAGAUAUGGGAUGACUGGAGGCGGGGGUGCAGCUGAGGUGAGCUCCAGCCGAAGGACAAUGUUUGCGCCCGGCGUUGGCAUCCCUCCGCUGCCGGGGCGUCUGGUACUGAUGCUGCUCCUGCUGUGCGCCUCCAAACCCAGGCUCUCCACGGCCUGUCCCGGGUUACUAGCCUCCACCAGCGGCUGCAGCUGCACGGACGAGCGGGGGAAAAUGCACGGCGUCCAGGGCCAGGCUGCUGGGAGGAGAGUCAGUUGCACCAAGGAGGAGCUGAGUGAACCUCCGGAUGGCAGCCUGCUGCCCAACAGGACCGUCACCCUGAUACUGAGCCACAACAAAAUCAGAGUUCUGAAAAAUGGAUCCUUCAAUGGACUUCUUGCUUUGGAGAAACUGGACCUCAAGCACAACUUAAUCAGCACCAUCAUGCCUGGAGCCUUCCAGGGCCUGUCCGAGCUUCGGAAACUCGACCUCUCCAACAACCGCAUUGGCUGCCUGACUGCUGUCAUGUUCCAGGGGUUGACCAACCUCACGAAACUGAACCUCUCUGGCAACAUCAUAUCCACCCUGGAUCCUGGAGUGUUUCAGGAGCUGCCGUCCCUCAAGCAAGUGAACUUCAACUCUGAAUACCUAUCGUGUGACUGCGCACUGCGUUGGCUUCCUGGAUUCUUCCGCAGCACUUCCGCCCGGUUGGGAGAUGAAACUCUGUGUGCCUACCCAAGAAGCCUGCGGGGAAAACCCCUGCGAGGACUGAGGGACAGUCAGCUGACUUGUGAUGGUCCUCUGGAGCUGCAUACCUUGUCACUGCUUCCAUCCCAGCGUCAGGUGGUCUUUAAAGGUGACCGCCUGCCUUUCCACUGCACUGCAGCCAUGGUGGACAAGAUCACCACCUUACACUGGCGCCACAAUGGUCAGCAGGUGACCUCUGACCCUGAGAUGGGUGUCCAGCUGGAGAGCAAUGUGUUGCAUGACUGCACCUUUAUCACCAGUGAGCUUAUUCUAUUCAACGUACGUGCGGAGGCCAGAGGAGAGUGGGAGUGUGUUGUUUCCACCGGGCGGGGCAACACCUCUCGCAGUGUUGAAAUACUGGUGCUGGAAAACAGCGCCUCCUUCUGUCCAGAGGAUAAAGUUGUCAACAACCGUGGAGAGUUCAGGUGGCCAAGGACUCUGGCAGGCAUUACCUCUCAUCAGUACUGCUUGCAGAUGCGAUACUCUUCUCUAUCUAUGGAGGGAGGUCUUGAGCAGAAAAAGGCUUCCAGAUUCUGUGAUGAAAAUGGAAAGUGGAGGGAUGCUAACUAUACGGACUGUCACUACACUAACGGCAUCACUCGAGUCCUGCACACCUUCAUCCUGAGGCCAAUCAACGUGUCCAAUGCUGUGACUCUAGCUCAUCAGGUUCGCACAUACACCCUGGAGGCUGCAGGCUUCACUGACUCUGUGGAUGUGUUGUAUGUGGCCCAAAUGAUGGAGAAGUUUAUGGAAUAUGUCAAACAGUUAAGAGAGUUGUCAGAGGUGUUGGUGGAGAUGGGUAGUAACCUGAUGCAGGUGGAUGAUCAGCUCCUAGCGCUGGCACAGAGAGAGAAGAGGGCAUGCAGCUCGAUAGUUUACUCUCUAGAGACCCUGGCCUGGCCUCAGCUACACAGUCAUGCUCAGGACUUCUCAAUGGUGUCGAGGAACAUCGUGAUGGAGGCCCACUUCAUCCGACCCGCCCACUUCACUGGCAUAACUUGCACUGCGUAUCAGCGUCGGGACAUCUCAACAAGCAGCCUGGGAGCAGACAUGGGAGACUCCACUCAUGAGCAGCAGCUUCGAUUCCGCUGCAGCACCGGCUCCCAUAACACCUCCCUCAACAAUUUCCCCCUAAAGAACUCAGUAGCCCUGGCCUCCGUGACUCUCCCGGUGACUCUGUUUCCUCCUGAUGCUCCUGCGGACUGUAAGCUGCAGUUUGUAGCCUUCAGAACGGGCAGGUUCUUCCCUCUGUCUGGGAACUCGAGCAACAAUGGCGAGCACUCACGCAGACGUAGCGUCAACACUCCUGUCAUCUUUGUUGGCCUCGAUGGCUGCAGUAUGUGGAACCACUCCGAGCCCAUCUGGGUGUCCUUGCGCCACUUGUCCCCUGGUUCUGACGCUGUGGCAGUCCAGUGGAGCCUGAAAGCACUGGAGAAACAGGGAAGCUGGAACCAGGAGGGCUGUCAGCUGGUCCACAGUGACAGUAGCACCUCUACCAUGCGCUGCUCUCUGCUCAGCAACUACGCUGUGCUGCAGGAGGUUCCUGACUUCCCCAAUUCCUUACCCAUCUCUGUAAGGGUGCUCCACCCGGUGGUGUAUGCUAGCACUGCACUGCUCCUCCUCUGCCUCUUCACCAUCAUCAUCACUCACAUACUGCAUCACAGCACCAUUCAUAUAUCAAGAAAGAGCUGGCACACUUUACUGAAUACCUGCUUUCACAUUGCCAUGACAACAGCCAUCUAUGCAGGAGGCAUAAGCUUAACCAGCUACCCAGUGGUUUGCCAAGCAGUGGGCAUCGCCCUGCACUACUCCUCUCUCUCGACCCUGCUGUGGAUCGGAGUCAGCGCCAGGGUCCUCUACAAAGAGACUGUGUGGAGAACACCGCGGCCAACUGAAGGAGAGCCUCCUGCUCCUCCUACUCAGCGACCUAUGCUCAGGUUUUAUUUGAUAGCGGGUGGAGUUCCCCUUAUCAUUUGUGGGAUCACUGCAGCUGUCAAUGUUAACAACUACGGAGACAACAGCCCUUACUGCUGGCUGUUGUGGCGCCCCAGUCUAGGGUCUUUCUUUGUCCCUGCUGGCCUGGUGGUGUUGGUGACCUGGAUCUAUUUCCUGUGCACAGGGAUCCGCCUGAGGCACCGGGUAGCCAAAGAAUGCACAGGAACCACCCUGUCCACCCCUGUGACUGAGAGCCAGCCUGCACUAGCAGGAAGCACCAGCCUCCUCUCCACAGACUCAGCGGUGGGGCCUAUUACUCCUGUUGUAACCCCAGAGGACCAGUACUCUCUUAAGACACAGUUCUUGGUGCUGGUGGCAACUCACUUCCUGUUUGUGGCUCUGUGGUGUUGUGGAGCCAUGGCAAUGUGGCUGACGGGGCGCACCAGCUUGUUGUUUAGCUGUCUCUAUGGGAUAGCUGCUACAGUUUUGGGGGUGUUUCUGGUGGUGCAUCACUGCUUCAGACGUCUGGAUGUGCAGGCGUCAUGGCUUGCAUGUUGUCCACGUUAUCGUCGCUCCCAACCGAUUUCUACCUACACACACACCUGCACCACUGGGAGUGGAGUGCAGACCUCUGAGCAAGGAUCACAGCUUUUUAUUAACUGUCAUCCACCUGCUGAAUCUCAUAACUCCUCGUCAGCUCGGUCAUCUUCCACACCGAGUGGAAUCAGUAGUGUUGGCCCGGGGCCCUGCAAGCUCACCAACCUUCUGCAGGUGGCACAAGACAAUUCAAACAACACAGCACGGCCCCCUGCAGGCAACAACACCAGCACCAGUACUGAUAACAUCACCAAGCCCACAAACAAUGUCCUGCCUAUCAUUAACUCUGCAGCUCCUGUGCACCCCCAGAGGAGAAAAGUGGGGAGCAGGACUAAACAAGGGAGUGGCCAGUAUCACCAUCGAGGUGAGGGCAGGGGUCACUACCGCCUUAAAGCUCUAAGGACUGCAGGAGGAGGGGGCAGCCUGGGAGCUUUAGGACCCUCUGGAUUAGAUCACCUCAGUUCUUCACAUGUGGCUUACAAACAGGCCACAAGUGAAAAUGGAAGCAUACACCACAGCCUUUCAGAGACCCAGACCAGUCUGCUAACCAAUGGGAAGCGCGUUGGGGAAUCAGUGGCAACAAGCCCCUCGGAGGGCAGUGACGGGGGCAGCAGCGGGAGCCGCAAACCCUUUCCCCUGCUGCCCUCUAUGGCCAGCAGAGCGGCCAUGCAUGGUGCUCAGAGACGAUGCGCCAGCAAAGACAAUUUGAAACUUGCUGCUGCGGCAGAGCGAGAAACUAAGCGCUGCUCCUACCCUUUGAACAGUGUCACCACCACUGUGCCGGGGGCUGCUGCUCCAAACGGCACCUUGAAAAAGUCAGUACUGGAGCUGGAGCAGGACAUGAGUGGCACUGACCAAUCACAGAGCUCUGUUGGGAUGAAGAGUGGUUUGUGGAAAAGUGAAACCACAGUGUAACCUACACUUAUAUGUGAACUUCUAUGCAUGACCUUAAUGGACUCUUUAAAUGACUGGGUUAUGUUUUAAUGGUCUCUUGAUUAUUAUAAUUAAAUAAUUUAAGAAGUUAAAUCAUGGAGGCAUCCAGGACCCUAAACUGGUACUUUUGCCUCUGUUACAUUGUAAAAGUUUGAUGUGAAAUGUUAAAAAAAAAAUAACAAGGCAGGUUUUUGUAUUGUAAUUUUCAAACACUAGAUACUCGUUUAUUUUAUUCAUUUUGCAAAAAAUGUACAAUAUAUCUCUGAAUUAGCAUAUGAGGUUGAUUUUGGAUGUCUGAUGAAAGCUUUACUUUUUUCUUAGUAAUUUUUCUAUGCAUAUCAACCAUUGCAUGAAAUGGAAGGUGAGAAGGUCCAUUUCAAGAGUUCAACUUUAUGCAGUUAAUUCAUAGACAACCAUCCACCCUUAUUUUUGCCUUAUGUCAUUGUUUGCCUGUGCUAAUAAUGUAUGCUUUUGUGUGUUCUCUCUGUGUGUGUGAGAGAGUGUGCUUGUGUGUGUGGUUGUGUGUGUAUGCGUUACAUGUAUGCAAAUACAGUUGGAGACUUAUUGCGUCAUUGUGGCUGUACAAAGCCGAGAGUGGAUUAAAAAAGCUAUUUGAGACUUGUGAAAAUAUGAUUGAUUGCUUAAUAUUCAUUUUUGAUGUUCUCCAAACAGCACUGAUAGAGCCCCACUUAUCAAAUAAGUUACGCAGGAAUAGAAGACAGGAGUUGCUUCUAUCAUGCAGCCACUUUAUUCAGUCCUUGCAAAUUACUUCCCCCUCCUGGAUGGUAAAGGAACUCUUGAGUCUUUUUCAGGGAUCAUACAUGUGUUGCAAGUCAGACAAAUCUUGCAGGUUGAGCAGUGAUAAACUCAUCCAAAUACUAAACAAACAGUAAACACUCUCGCAAUAAUUUGUAAGAUAACAUUAAAAAAACUUCAACAUUGA